AUGGCUUUCAACAGGAUCUCGGCCUACCUGCUUCGAGGGGCCGCCAGUCUGCCACCACGGCUGUCCACCGCUAGUCCUGCGCUUGAGGCGGUCUCCUUCCCAGAGGUCGACGUGCCCAUAGGGGCAUUAGGAAUGGAACCAGGUAGUGAUGGGGAGGCCGCGACGCCGACAGCCGCAACGCCCGCCCCGGGCCCGGCAGUCGACCGCUCCUCUACCUGGUUCAGCCCUGGCGCGGCUCCCGCGACGUCAGCUCCUACGGCAGUUCCUGCGUCCCCCCUACCGGUCGCUUGCCCUCCUGCAGUGGAGGAGGUGGACACGGUCUACGGCACCACUACACGAGGGUCCUCCACGGAGGGGCUUGAGGAGCUGGCAGCUGCCUUCUGCUCUGCCAUGCAGAAGGAACCGUAG
This is a messenger RNA of Setaria italica (foxtail millet), 408 nucleotides long. RefSeq names its product translation initiation factor IF-2-like. NCBI's taxonomy places the organism in Eukaryota, Viridiplantae, Streptophyta, Magnoliopsida, Poales, Poaceae. The coding region runs from base 1 to 408 and encodes 135 amino acids. The transcript has a single exon. The record is from RefSeq and is a predicted model, not a curated record.